Effrenium voratum is the source of this 525-nucleotide messenger RNA. Lineage: Eukaryota; Dinophyceae; Suessiales; Symbiodiniaceae. The record is from the annotation of a GenBank genome assembly.
AUGAAGGCGCUGAGGCAGCUGCGGGAAGACGCCCUCACUCUGCCGUUGGAGCAGAUCGGAUUUCCUGCAGGCACUUCGCGCAGAGGAAGUCCAGGCUUGGCAUCGCCAGACCGCGCUUUCUCCACGCCGCCGCGCGUGGUGCGGGCGCGGGCGCUGGCGCCAGGAUCGAGCGUCUCCGAGGCAAGGGCUUGCUCUGAGUCUGCGGAGAAAAGGACCGCCAGGUGGCAGGUGGAUGCCGAUUGGGUGGCCCGCAAGUGGUCAAGCGGACGCUUGCUGCAGGAGGUGCCCUUGAGCUCGGACACGGGUCUGACGCGUGAAGGUUGGGCGCAACGCUUCGAGCGCCGGGAGUACCAGAUCCGCAUCGGCAAGGCCACCCGCGAGUACCAGCUCUGGUCUGAGCACUCCUUGCGAACGGGCCGGCAGGGCCCGGCGACCCCCAAAGCCGCGGAGCAGACGACGAAGUCCUCCUUCGAGGCUCAGUACGCAGAGUGGCGGCGCCAACUGCAUGAGAAGCCGCGUGCCUAA